CUGCCUUCUCACUGCAUGACGGCUGCAUGUGCAAAGAUAUGUACCCAUGUACAUCCAAAACUCCCCUGUCAGCCAUAAGCACACACCCACCUCUCUAAUACACUGGGUUAAAGGCAUCGGGAGCAUUCUUCCCAGACAUGUGCCCCUGUCACUCAUGCACAUUCAGACACACAACUACACCACACACCCACUAGUGUUUCCACUGUGUCCUCUGUGUUCCCAGCACAAGGCUGGCACACUGCUCGGUUAGUCUUUUGAACACCGUCUCUCUGCAGCUUGGAGCAAGAAGCUGAAUAACAUUACUGAAUCACCUGCAGCUCCAUUACGUUUUUUUGUGUGGAUUUAUUGUUUUUUUUUUCUGUUUUAAAAACCCAUUGAUUGUUUUAGUUUUUGCUGGAAAACCGUGUGGAGACAGUCAUUUAGUGUGUAGUAGUAUCCUAGUAGUUCAGAAUAAGUCUUGAACUAAUUCUUCGAAAAUGGCCCCUGUGAAAGGCUGGGUAGUGGGGCUCCUGCUGGUUCUCCUGUGCCCCUCCCAGGUCCCCCUCUCGGGAGUCGUGAGUGCCCAGGACGUGGCUGAAGCAGAGCAAGGCCUCCAUGCCAGAAAUGUUGAGGAGGUUGUGGCUGAAGAGGGCCAAACGGCGGAGGGGGAUGAUGGCGCAGGUGAGGAAGAACAACAGGUAGCGGAGGAGGACGGAGACGAAGAAGAUGGAGAAUCAGACGAUGAGGCAGAAACAGAUGAUCAGGAGGAGGAAGGGGAGACCGCUGAGGAGGAAGGGGAGACCACUGCUGAGGAGGAAGAGGAGACUGCUGAGGAGGAAGAGGAGACCGCUGAGGAGGAAGAGGAUGCUGGGGAGGAAGAGGAGACUGCUGAGGAGCAGGAAGACAAGGAUGAGGAGACUGCUGAGGAAGACGAGGCUGAAGAAGAGGAAGCCGAGCAAGAUGAAGAGGCAACUAAGGAAGAGGAGGAGGAUGUUGAAGAGGAGCAAGAGGGGGAGGAGGAGGAGGAGGAGGAGGAUGAGGAAGAAGAAGAGGCUGCUGAGGAGGGUGAGGAAGAAGAGGCUGCAGAUGAGGAAGAGGAUGAUGCUGAAGAAGAGAAGGAGGCUGAUGAGGCAGCAGCUGAGGAGGAAGAGGAGGGUGACGGUGAAGAACAGGAAGACGGGGAAGAGGAGGGGGAGGAGGCUGCAGAUGAGGAAGAAGAGGACGAUGCUGAAGAAGAGGAGGCUGAUGAGGCAGCAGCAGAGGAGGAGGAGGAUGAUUCAACAACUGAAGGAGAGGAGUUAGCUGAGGAAGAGGACGCUGAUGAUGCUGAGGAAGAGGAUGGGGAUGACUCUGAGGAAGAGGAAACAACUGAAGCAGAGGAAGAUGACGAUGAGCCUGAAGAUGAUGACACAGCAGAUGAAGAGGAGCCUGCCACUGACCUGCUGAAAUUCCACUCUGGCUCUUUGUGUAGUGUUUGCUCAAUCUGUGAGCACUGCUCUAAUAACUGUGACAAAUGUCCCUGUGAAGAUGAGUCGGAUCACUGUGAGCACUGCCAAGAAUGCUCAUCCUGCUACAUUUGCCCCAUACUGUGUGACACAAUUUGCACACCAGGUGGCCUUGUUGAUGAGCUAACUGGGACCCUCUUUCAGUAA
Messenger RNA from Perca flavescens (yellow perch), 1631 nucleotides. It is a transcript of the gene hrc, whose product is annotated as histidine rich calcium binding protein. The coding region runs from base 477 to 1631 and encodes 384 amino acids. Gene Ontology annotation, molecular function: calcium ion binding. The transcript is spliced from 7 exons. NCBI's taxonomy places the organism in Eukaryota, Metazoa, Chordata, Actinopteri, Perciformes, Percidae. The record is from RefSeq and is a predicted model, not a curated record.